GGCGGGAAUCGCGGCUGCCGGAGCCGAGAGAAAGUGGCAUGCCCGAACCCUGGAGACGGAGGUGGCGGAGGACGGGGGAAGAGGAUGCCGCGGCUCCGUAGGGGACGUAGGCGAGAGCGCGCGAGGCGAGUGGGGCGCCCCGGCGCCGGCAGACUGCGAGGAAUCGCGCGCCGCUCCGAGGCUCCGGCCUCCGCACCCCUGCACCCCGACGCUGCGGGCGACAGGGCUCAGCUCCAGCAGCCACCACCGCUGCCGCCGUUGUCUCCGCCGCCACUGGGAGGACCCGGCAAAAGUUUGGAUCUGGGGGAGGGCGCGGCGCUGAGCGGGAUUACCACCAGGGCUGGAAGGAGACCUCGAGAACCUUCGCAGAUUGCAGACUGAGUUGAAUGGACAAGUUCAUGGGCUGAUCAAUGCUGCCCUGACCUGCGGCAGAAGAGGGGAGCUCAACCUGGCCAGGUGCACUGGUGCGGAUACCACUGGUAACCUGGCAUCACCCACUGCCUGUGUGGAAAGCUGAAUUGAUUUGCACAUGGAAGACAGCAGCAGAGAGGGCACCGUAGGCUGAUAAGAGACAGCAAGCAGAUUAUUUUGCCGCAUGCCCUCACGUCAUUUUCCCGAACUGGUGUUCUGAACUUGGACAGAACCCCAUCUAGUCAUUUUGCUUUUGCUCUAUUGUUUUGUUUUGUUUUAUUAUUUUCCCCAAUACGUUGUAUUUUAUUUCUGUGCUUCAGAAAUGGGCCUACGGAUCACAAAGUGGCCCAGACACGGGGCUUUGUUUCUGAAAUCUUGGCUCAUCAUUAUCGUGGGGCUAAACUCACAGGUGUCCAAACUCCUGGCCUGCCCUACUGUGUGCCGCUGCGACAGGAACUUUAUCUACUGUAAUGAGCGAAGCUUGACCUCAGUGCCUCUUGGGAUUCCGGAGGGCGUAACCGUGCUCUACCUCCACAACAACCAAAUUAAUAAUGCUGGAUUUCCUGCAGAACUGCACAGCGUACAGUCAGUGCACACGGUCUACCUGUAUGGUAACCAACUAGAUGAGUUCCCUAUGAACCUGCCCAAGAAUGUCAGAGUGCUCCAUUUGCAGGAAAACAACAUUCAGACCAUUUCGCGGGCUGCUCUUGCCCAGCUCUUGAAGCUUGAAGAGCUACACCUGGAUGACAACUCGAUCUCCACAGUGGGGGUGGAGGAUGGGGCCUUCCGGGAGGCUGUUAGCCUCAAAUUGUUGUUUUUGUCCAAGAACCACCUGAGUAGUGUGCCUGUUGGGCUGCCUGUGGACUUGCAAGAGCUCAGAGUGGAUGAAAAUCGGAUCGCUGUCAUAUCUGACAUGGCCUUUCAGAACCUCACGAGCCUAGAACGGCUGAUCGUGGAUGGGAAUCUCCUGACCAACAAGGGCAUUGCAGAGGGCACCUUCAGCCAUCUCACCAAGCUCAAGGAAUUUUCCAUCGUACGUAAUUCACUUACCCAUCCCCCUCCGGAUCUCCCAGGUACGCACCUGCUCAGGCUCUAUCUGCAAGACAACCAGAUAAACCACAUCCCUCUCACAGCCUUCUCGAACCUCCGUAAGCUGGAACGGUUGGAUAUAUCCAACAACCAACUGCGAGUGUUGACUCAAGGGGUUUUUGAUAACCUCUCCAACCUGAAGCAGCUCACUGCUAGAAAUAACCCUUGGUUUUGUGACUGCAGUAUUAAAUGGGUCACAGAAUGGCUCAAAUACAUCCCCUCAUCUCUUAACGUGCGGGGUUUCAUGUGCCAAGGUCCUGAACAAGUCCGGGGGAUGGCCGUGAGGGAGCUGAAUAUGAAUCUUUUAUCAUGUCCCACCUCAACCCCCAGCCUGCCUCUCUUCACCCCAGCCCCAAGUACAGCUUCUCCUACGACUCAGCUUCCCACUCUCUCAGUUCCAAUGCCAAGCAGGAGCCACACACCUCCAGUUCCUACCACAUCGAAACUCCCCAAGAUUCCCGAGUGGGAUGGUAAUGAAAGAGUGACCCCUCCUAUUGCUGAACGGAUCCAACUUUUCAUCCAUUUUGUGAAUGAUACUUCCAUUCAAGUAAGCUGGCUCUCCCUCUUUACCGUGAUGGCAUACAAGCUCACCUGGGUGAAAAUGGGCCACAGUUUGGUGGGCGGCAUCGUUCAGGAACGCAUAGUCAGCGGGGAGAAGCAGCACCUGAGCUUGGUCAACUUAGAGCCCCGAUCCACCUAUCGGAUUUGUUUAGUGCCACUGGAUGCGUUUAACUACCGUGCUGUGGAAGAUACCAUUUGUUCCGAGGCCACCACCCAUGCCUCUUACUUUAACAAUGGCAGCAACACUGCUUCCAGCCACGAGCAGACGACUUCCCACAGCAUGGGUUCCCCUUUUCUGCUGGCAGGCUUGAUUGGGGGUGCUGUGAUAUUUGUGCUUGUGGUCUUACUCAGCGUCUUUUGCUGGCACAUGCACAAAAAGGGGCGAUACACCUCCCAGAAAUGGAAAUACAACCGUGGCCGGCGGAAAGAUGACUACUGUGAGGCGGGCACCAAGAAGGACAACUCCAUCCUGGAGAUGACAGAAACCAGUUUUCAGAUCGUCUCCUUAAAUAACGAUCAGCUCCUUAAAGGAGAUUUCAGACUGCAGCCCAUCUACACCCCAAAUGGGGGCAUUAAUUACACAGACUGCCACAUCCCCAACAACAUGCGAUACUGUAACAGCAGCGUGCCCGACCUGGAACACUGCCACACGUAACAGCCACAAGUCCAGCAUCCGCUAGGUGGACAGUAAAACUCUUGCAAACACGCACGUGUGCUUAUAGAGACACACAGAUUACAUUUGAUAAAUGUUACACAAAUGCAUUUGUGCAUUUGAAUACUCUGUAAUUUAUACGGUGUACUAUAUAAUGGGAUUUAAAAAGUGCUAUCUUUUCUAUUUCAAGUUAAUUACAAACAGUUUUGUAACUUUGCUUUUUAAAAUCUUAAAAAAUAUAUAUAGUUGAUGAAGUACUGUACAGGGUUGUACAAUGAAAACCCGACGACAAGGUGAAAGAAUGCGUGAUGUUUCCAUAUGAGAUGCACAUUAACCACUUUGCUGUUGACGCUGUCUGAAUAUAUUCCUUUCAUAGAGCUGGUGGUCAGGUGAAAGGACCGAUUAAAAUGGACUCAUCGGGGUAAGAUUAAUCCCAUGGGUAAAAGAAGAGAUGACCCAGAUAUUUCUGUGCUCUGUCUAUACUUCCUGGUCUGGAAGAAAAGUGAAAAAUUCCAUAGGGCAUGCAUGGUGGUAGUUACCCUGAUUAGACUGCACUCAGAAGAUGCGCAAAACAUCACAAGGAAGCUGGGUUCCCUUGAGAUCAUUUAACCCAACCUGACAGAAUCAGAAACUGGAAAUGAGUUUUGGCAGGAUGCUAAAGCUCAGGGGUUAGCUUUCCGAGUGAGAACUGAAUAACAUCCUUUGUGCUUCCCUGACCUUAUGUGAUAACAGAAUUAAAAGCUUGAGUCUGAUUUUGGUUGUCUUCAGGGACCAGUGUGAUGUGGUAGCAAGAAAACUCUCUUGAAAAGUGUUACUAUUCAAAUCAUAUGUCAGGUUGAAUCACAUCCAACAGAGAUAUAUUCUAGAAUACUUUUUUAGAAGAGGCUAAUAAAAUAAUGGGAAGAAUUAUAUUGAAUGGGAUUAUUUUUGAUAAUGAGAAUUAUUUGGGUAGUGUCACUGAAGCUAUAUCAACAUGGUAUUUAGAUCAACAAGGUAGCAAUGUUUGGAAUGCAUGCCAAUGGCAUGUUACUUAAAACUCACUGAUACUAGUUAGAAACAACUCAUCAGUGAUUCUGUUAAGCAGUAUCAACUGGCUUUCUUAGUAUCAUGUUGAAGUAGCUCAAAUUAACGUCUUUAUCCCCUUGCAAAUUUUUGUCUUCCAGUCAUCCUGCAUAUAUUUUUGUAAUUAGUUGUUGGUGCCUCUUUUGUUUACCCACCCUCUGCUCAGUAUUUCAAGGAAAAAAAAUAUGGUUACCAGUCAUGGUUGAACAAAAUAUCCAUAUGUACUCAAACACUUUAAACUGUAUACCAGUUUUCACUGCUAAUAAUUCUGUAAGGACACAUCCACGCUGGCCAGAUGAGUACAUAUUUUUUAAAGCAAUCCUGAAUUUUCAACUUGGAUUCACUUUGAUCCAGUUCCACUUUUGGAAUUUCAUUUGUUCCUUUUAAAUGGUGAAUGUUUUUCUACUUUGGGAAAUAAUGGAGGCAUGAUCAAGCUUACAGUCUUCACAGAGCCGGAAAAGGAGCAGAGGGCUUAGAAAAGAGAGGGAUGUCCACGUUUAUUUCUAGAUAUUUUCAAAGUAAUGUCCAUACUCAGAAGACAUAUUUCAUCGACUCUUUUCCAUGUCAUCCCUUAGAUGUAGAAGGGCUAAAACUCCACCUGUUAUCUUAAAAAAAAUGAAUAAAACUUUGAUGGAUUCUUUUUCAAAUCAAAUAUAGCCAUUUCACUCUGUGAGGCAUAUUUGCUCUACCACCAACGAUUACAUUAGAGACUCAUAAAGUAAAUGUCGCAAUCAUCAUGCUUUCUCUCUCUCUCUAAACAAAAUAAAACUGUGAUGUGUCUUCUUUGUAAACGUUUAGCUAUGAAAUGCUAUGCAAGUUUUUCUUUAUAGUAAGAGCUUUAUUUUCUUUAAUAAUGUAUCCCAACAUAAUAUGUUUUAAUCUUCCCCAUCAGAGUAAGCAGAAAAUAUAACUGAAGCUAUUAUGCUGUAAACACAGUAAUUGACACUAAGCUGUCAGUAGAGCUGAACUUAGCUACGAAUUAAUUUAAAUCUAUUUUAAGGUGACUCUAGUUUUCCUAUUAGUCUGUUAGCUAGAAGGUUUUGGCUGUUGUUUCUUUAAAGCUAAGGCCCACGUAGGGAAGGGAUCAGACAAUCCAUGAAGGUGAUCCAUGCAGCAGUAAGCCAUUUAAAUCAGAAACUGAAAUGGGGAUUUAUGUACCUAGAUAAUUCCCUUCCUCUGUCCUCAUCCCCUUGGCUGUGUAGAUAAAAGUGUAUGUUCAAAUGAUGGUACGUUGACUUUUGAUUUUUUUUGCUUCUGUUAUUCACAAAAGAAUCAUUCUCAUUUGUUUGUGUUUUUUUACACUCCCAGUGGAAUUUUUGUCUCAUGAAAGCGUUUUUGCUUUGGGCCAUAAAUAAUAAGGAUGGAGAUAUUUAUGUUAUGUCCUGGGAUUCACAAAAUCCUUUGGGAUUUAAGUAGUAGAAAGGUGACCCAGUUAUAUUAAGUGGUUAGAAUGAUCCAAAAAAGUUCCUCUUCUACAAAGUGUCCUAAUGGGACAGAAUCUUAGUGACAGGCUUUAUUUUGAUGUCAUGCACAAUUCACUCAAAGUUGCCCAAAUUAUCCCCGGCCUCUCAUCUGUAGUAGUGUACCUGGAAUCCUCAACUGCGUCAUGAUAGAAAGCACAUAAUUGAAUCGGUGAUGUCUGAUGUAUCUUAGAAAAAUUUUAUUGCUGGGACAUCCUGGUGAAUUAUGCAUUUAUUAACAUUUCUAGUCCUAGGAAUGUGUUUUGCAGAUAUAAUUGUAUUGUGAGUUGAUUAACUCAUAGUGAAGGUUGAAAAUAUAGGAAAUACCGUGGAGUAAAGCCAUGGUUUGCUGGCUUGCUCAUAACUUGGUGUUAUCAUACCAAGUGAGAAUUUGUGACAAUAUAUGACCACUUUCAGAGCUUAGUCACUGCUACUGUAAAAAUGACACUGCGAAAUGCAAAGGCAUAGCCAUGGCCACACAGGUAUCAUUGAUGGUUAUAUCACAACCCUGGUAGUUGUUAAUGCUACAGUGAUGUUUGACCAAGAAUAGAUGAAAAACUUCCCAAGAAACGUUCAGAUACGCCUACAGCCAACCAUGUGAGUCAGUCACAGGCAGAGACAAGGAGAGGAAUCUGUCCCCUUCCUAUUUUCUUUAUGCAACAAAUAGAAAACACUCUCCCUUGAGAAAAAUAAUGGAAUUUAUAAUUACCUAGAUGUUUGUUGAAAAGGUAUUAGGCAUUUUCUCUGAGGCUAAAACGAAAAGUAUAGCAUGACCAGUCCAAUUAAAAAAUUUUAAUGAAAAAGUUAACAUCACAGCUCCGUUUCCUACUAGUGUGAAUCAUAAUGGUCUUACUGAUUUCACACAAGUCAGAACUUACUUCCCACUGAGUAAACAAGUGCUUCAUAUUGUGAGCGAGGCAUCCAUUCAAAACACAAGACAGUAUUAUGGUCCACAGGGAGCAGAUGCUGCUCUUGAUUAGCAAAGCUAAGCUGCAGAAUGCAGUGUAGCUCUCGAACGGGAAAGUGGCUAGUUUCCACUAACGUCUUUACUCAAA
This is a messenger RNA of Ochotona princeps (American pika), 6290 nucleotides long. RefSeq names its product fibronectin leucine rich transmembrane protein 2 (gene FLRT2). NCBI's taxonomy places the organism in Eukaryota, Metazoa, Chordata, Mammalia, Lagomorpha, Ochotonidae. The record is from RefSeq and is a predicted model, not a curated record. Gene Ontology annotation, molecular function: protein binding. The coding region runs from base 734 to 2716 and encodes 660 amino acids. The transcript has 2 exons.